AUGGCGCCUCGUCGAUCUACGGCCAGAGGCUUAAGUGCGACGCCAGUACGUGCAGAUUCACCGGCAAAGCGGUCGACUCGUGCGGGCAGUGCCGCGGCGACAGAGGACGCCAUCCCACGUCGGGUCACUCGGGGGACUUCUCAACAGCCUAACGUCGCAGAUGGCGUUGUCAACAAUCCGAGACUGCCCGAGGUCCAGAUCCAGCAGUCUUAUGCCUAUGGAUCGAGCAAAACUCCCGUGCUACCCAACCAGUUGGUCGCGCGAAGUAGGAUGAAUCUCAAGGAGAUGGCCGAAACGAUCGACGCUGGCGUCGAACAGGCGCAGCAACAUCUUCGGAACCAUAUCGAAGAAACCCAUGCAAAUCUACAGAAGGACUCUCGGGCCGAAAGGGCUCGACGAAGAGCUUCUCGCGAACACUCGCGGGAAGCCUCGGUGGCGAGUGAUGAUGCCGAGCAACAGCGGACACAGCGAGUAGCAGCGUGGGCCAGUGGUUUGGACGAUGACCGACUAAACGGCAUACCAGAAGAAGGUCAAGAAGCAGAGGAAGUUGAAGGUGAAUAUGCGGACACUGGCAUGGACAACGAGAGCGCCGCUCGGAGCACCCCUGAUGAUGAUACCAACAAGGAGACAGACCCCUCCAGCUUUCCAAGCGGGAUAUUUGAUCACAGCUACAAUUAUGAGCGGGGCCUUCGGAAACCCAACAUCACGAUACGAGAACGACAAGACCCGUGGUUUCGAAAAGCGUGGAAUAGCAGAAAAGAUACUGUGCAACGAAUUUGGCAGACUUCCUCGGACGUUUUGUCUUCGAUAUCGGACUGGUCGGUGCGGUUAUUGCAGGUCAGUGGCAGAGCGAUAAGAGAUCUCCCGAAUUCGCCUCUCGUCCCCAUCAUGACGAGCAUUCUUUUCGCAUUACUGUUUGUCGGUGGGGCGAGCUUCCUCUUAUGUUACACCUACACUAAUUUUGCGUGCGACCCUCUAUCGACUUCCACCACCGGGUUGACUCUUCAGAAGCUCUGCGGAACAUGUACGCGGAGCCCGAGCGCAGCUUCUCUCAACCUCACAGCCAAUGGGAAUGAUUUGUCAAAGCUCACAGCAGCAAUAAACAACAUCAACCAACAACUUCGACUUCUUGAGACACGGCUGACAGACAAGCUCGACACACAGACAGCGGCAAUGGACAAGGACAUCGAGGCUCUCAAAAGACAGCAUUCAGAGCUGUCAAGCCAUAUGGCUGGAUUGAGGCUGGGCGGCGGGUCGGGAGCCUUCUCUGGCGACGUUCCCUCCCCUGUCAUCCCGAAAAUCAACUACUUCGCACCAAACAACGGAGCCAUGGUUGAGCCACGACUGACUUCACCGACAAUGCAAAAGCCACUGACACUUGCGCACCGAGUGCUGCUACGAAUGCUCCUGGCGACGCGGUACGUUAGCAAGCCGCCCAUUACAGCUCUCGCUCCCUGGCAAGAUGUGGGCGACUGCUGGUGCGCUUCGGCUGUUCAAAGCGGCGGCCUAGGCCACGAGGAUGACGUGAUGAGACUAGGUGUGAGGGUGACGGAAAUGAUCUAUCCCACGGAAGUAGUUUUAGAGAACUACCCCAGCGCCGGCUCUUUGUCGCCAGGGUCGACACCCAAAACGCUCGAGCUGUGGGCCGAUUUUGAACAUCUGGACAGUUUGGAGUGGGACAAAUUGAACAUCAGGUCAAUGCAAGGGGUGAUGGGGAGUCCCUUUGGACCCAGCUAUGCACUGAUUGGAAGAAUGGAAUACGACGCCUCGAGCGAAGCCAGUCAUGUCCAGGCCUUUCCGCUGGACGUGAACCAGGCCUCGGGCUCGUCGUUAGCAUACGCGGCACAGAAUUUCGUGCUGAGGGUGACGGAAAACUAUGGCGCCGAGUUUGCGUGUUUGUACAGGGUGAGACUGCAUGGCGUUCCGGUUUUCGGGCACGGACAGGAAGACGACUCGGAAGGCUAA
This is a messenger RNA of Fonsecaea multimorphosa CBS 102226, 1965 nucleotides long. RefSeq lists its product as uncharacterized. The transcript has a single exon. The coding region runs from base 1 to 1965 and encodes 654 amino acids. Gene Ontology annotation, molecular function: protein-membrane adaptor activity. Gene Ontology annotation, cellular component: meiotic nuclear membrane microtubule tethering complex; nuclear envelope. The record is from RefSeq and is a predicted model, not a curated record. Lineage: Eukaryota; Fungi; Ascomycota; Eurotiomycetes; Chaetothyriales; Herpotrichiellaceae. Gene Ontology annotation, biological process: nuclear envelope organization.